CUUGCAAUGACAGCUGGAUAGAGAUGAGGUAGCUGGCUCAAACUUGUAGCAUCAUCUGUUUCAUUUUGACGAACUAUCAUGGCUGAGUAUCGGAAAUGGACAAUUCACCACUUGAUAGUAUUUUUACUCACAUUUUUCAGCUAUUCCUGUUUCCAUGCCACGAGGAAAGCUUUCAGUAAUAUAAAAGACUCAAUGCAGAAAGAAUGGACAAACAACUCUGUCACAUUAGACCCUCCUAAGUUAUGGGAAGACAGACACUUUUUCAAAGAUAAGCAUUCAGCCGAAAUCUUCCUUGGUGCAAUGGAUACAACAUUCCUGCUAGCAUAUGCUGUGGGUUUGUACAUCAGUGGUAUUUUGGGCGACAGGUUCAACCUGAGAAAAGUAUUGGCAUUAGGAAUGUGUUCAUCUGCAAUUAUGGUGUUCAUGUUUGGAACUGUAAGUAAGUGGAUUGGCGUUUACAACAUUUGGUAUUAUGGGAUAUUCAUGGCCCUUAAUGGUUUGUUCCAAUCCACGGGCUGGCCAUGUGUUGUUGCAGUCAUGGGAAAUUGGUUUGGAAAGUCAAGCCGUGGAAUUGUCUUUGGAAUAUGGAGUGCUAAUGCCUCUGUAGGAAACAUAAUUGGAGCUCUUCAAGUGGCAGCUGUACUGGAUUAUGGAUAUGAGUAUGCUAUGCUUGUACCAGCUGUUGUAUUAUUUGCAUUUGGUAUUUUGAUAUAUUUCUGCUUAAUACCAUCCCCAGAUGAAAUUGGAUUACCAUUACCAGAUAAUGACCAAGCCAUACGGGCAAGAACUAGUGUUUUUAAUGAACAUGUUGUUGAGCAAGAAGCAUUUGCCAAAAAUCCUGGUGAAGGCCUCUCUCAGUCAUCAUCAGCAUCAUCAUACAAUUCAGUAGGACAACCACCAAGAAAUGCUGUGAGCUUUUUACAAGCUGUCUUUUUACCUGGAGUUAUACCUUACUCAUUGUCUUAUGCCUGUUUGAAAUUGGUGAAUUAUUCUUUCUUCUUCUGGCUGCCUUAUUACUUGUCAAACAAAUUUGGCUGGAAGGACACAGUGGCAGACAAAAUUUCAACAUUUUAUGAUGUGGGAGGAAUUGUUGGUGGCAUAAUUGGAGGAUUAAUCAGUGAUCUGAUGUCAAGUCGGUCUCCAUUGGUUAUUGGAAUGCUGGUGUUGUCUGUACCAAUGCUUUUUAUUUAUGGAAAUACUGGAGGAAAUUACACGGUGAAUGCUGGCUUGAUGGCGUUACUUGGUUUUAUGGUUGGUGGCCCUGCUAACUUGAUAAGUUCUGCAAUAUCGGCUGACCUGGGAAGACAAAGUGCCCUAAGUGCCAACAGUGAAGCUUUAGCUACUGUGACAGGGAUUGUGGAUGGCACUGGAAGUGUAGGGGCUGCUAUAGGACAGUUUCUUGUUCCUGAAAUAAACACACAUAGUGGUUGGAAACCAGUGUUCUACUUUUUAAUGGUGAUGACUUUUAUGAGUUUUGUUUGCCUCAUUAUACCAAUUUUGAUAAAAAAAAUAAGGGAAAGACGAGCAACAGAUGGUUAUUAUCAAGUUUCACUGUCCAGUGACUCCGCUGAGUACCCCCCUAGCAGGCACAUCAACGGCACCUAAGCUAAUUCCUGAAUGAUGACAAGUGUUGUGUUACUGUUUCUUAAAUGAUAUUAUUGUUAGCAUAACUUUUUUUGCUGUUUUUCACUUUUAAAUGUAUCUUUUACUGUCUGAAAUGUUUACAAUUUAAUUUUUUAGUAAUUCCUGAGCCUGAUACUUUAGGUCACCAGUGAAAAUUAAAAGGGGCAAGAUUAUUUCAAAUAGAAUUAAUAUAAUUAAUAUAAUUGAUAUAACCAGGAGGUUAGCUCAAUGGAUAGAGCGCUGGACUGUUGUGCAGGAGG
This is a messenger RNA of Stylophora pistillata, 1883 nucleotides long. Its product is annotated as sugar phosphate exchanger 3. Gene Ontology annotation, molecular function: transmembrane transporter activity. Gene Ontology annotation, cellular component: endoplasmic reticulum membrane. Gene Ontology annotation, biological process: transmembrane transport. The record is from RefSeq and is a predicted model, not a curated record. Lineage: Eukaryota; Metazoa; Cnidaria; Anthozoa; Scleractinia; Pocilloporidae.